CCACCACUCCCCGCCGAGUCCGCGUCUUCUCUUUGCGAGUCCUCUCCACCAUCCGGGGCUCGGCAGAGCUCAAGAUUUCACCGCCGGCGACCGCUUCCGAGGGGCAGGAGCGGAGGCGCAGCGCGCGAUCCGCGGCGGGAGGCGAGAUGGGGAGGGGAGGGCGAUCCGCGCGCGGGGGCGCGGGAGGGGACUCGAGUGGGGGAUUCGAGGGACGCUGCAGCCCCGCCCCCGCCCCCUCCUCUCCUCCUCUUCAGAACCGGAGGAGCCAGAGAGCAUGGACCAAACCCUGCUGCUCUGGCACCAUGACGCUCGCCCGCUUCGUGGUGGCUCUGGUUUUAGGGGCGCUCCCCGAAGUGAUCGGCUUUGAUCUAGUCGUCAGUCAUCCCCUCCACCACCGCUAUCGCCAUUCGCUCCUUCGAGGGCCCCGGCACCCUUAUUACCUUCCCACCCAGCAGCGGCAACAGAGGACGCCUCCGCCGCCCCCUCUCCCGCGCGUCCCGCGUCCCCCGCAGGCGCUGCAUGCCCAGCGCCUGCACGCCCUCCACGCCGGGCGCACGCCGGGGCCGCACCACCGGGACUGCCCCGCCGGCGAGCCCUGGGUCAACGUGACAGACUUCGGCGCCCCUUGUCUGCGCUGGGCAGAGGUGCCACCCUUCCUCGAGCGGUCGCCCCCGGCGAGCUGGGCUCAGCUGCGAGGGCAGCGCCACAACUUCUGUCGGAGCCCCGACGGCGCGGGCCGACCCUGGUGCUUCUAUGGGCACGCCCACGGCAAGGUGGACUGGGGCUACUGCGACUGCAGACACGGGUCAGUGCGGCUUCGAGGUGGCAAACACGAGUUUGAAGGCACCGUGGAAAUAUAUGCAAAUGGAGCUUGGGGCACAGUGUGUGGCAGCCACUGGGAUGAUUCGGACGCCUCAGUCAUUUGUCACCAGCUGCAGCUGGGACGAAAAGGAGUCGCAAAACAAACCCCGUUUUCUGGACUGGGCCUUGUUCCCAUUUAUUGGAGUCAUGUCCGUUGCCGAGGAGAUGAAGAAAACAUACUGCUUUGUGAAAAAGACGUCUGGCAGGGUGGGGCGUGUCCUCGGAAGAUGGCGGCUGCUGUCACGUGUAGCUUUUCCCAGGGCCCGGCGUUCCCUGUCAUACGCCUCGUGGGUGGGAGAAGUGCGUGGGAAGGCCGAGUGGAAAUCUACCAUGCUGGUCAGUGGGGGACUGUCUGUGAUGACCAGUGGGAUGAAGCGGAUGCAGAAGUGAUCUGCAGGCAGCUGGGCCUGAGUGGCAUUGCCAAAGCAUGGAAUCAGGCGUAUUUUGGGGAAGGCUCUGGGGCAAUAAUGUUGGAUGAGGUACGCUGCACUGGGAAUGAGCUUUCUAUUGAGCAAUGUCCAAAGAGUUCCUGGGGAGAGCAUAACUGUGACCAUAAAGAAGAUGCUGGAGUGUCCUGUACCCCUCUAACAGAUGGGGUCAUCAGACUUGGAGGUGGUAAAGGCAGCCACGAGGGCCGCCUGGAGGUGUAUUACCGGGGACAGUGGGGGACUGUCUGUGAUGAUGGCUGGACUGAGCUGAAUACAUAUGUGGUUUGCCGACAGCUGGGAUAUAAAUACGGCAAACAAUCCCCUGCAAACCACUUUGAAGAAAGCACAGGGCCCAUAUGGUUGGAUGACGUCAGCUGCUCGGGAAAGGAAUCCAGUUUCGUUCAGUGUUCCCGGAGGCAGUGGGGAAGGCACGACUGCAGCCAUCGGGAAGAUGUUGGUAUCACCUGCUACCCUGGUGGCAAUGGAUACAGACUAUCUCUGGGUUUUCCUAUCAGACUGAUGGAUGGAGAAAAUAAGAAAGAAGGACGAGUGGAGGUGUUCAUCAAUGGCCAGUGGGGAACCAUUUGUGAUGAUGGCUGGACUGAUAAGGAUGCAACUGUGAUCUGUCGUCAGCUUGGCUACAAGGGCCCUGCCAGAGCAAGAACCAUGGCUUAUUUUGGGGAAGGAAAAGGACCCAUCCAUGUGGAUAAUGUGAAGUGCACAGGAAACGAGAGGUCCCUGGCUGACUGCAUCAAACAAGAUAUUGGGAGACAUAACUGUCGCCACAGUGAAGAUGCAGGAGUCAUUUGUGAUUAUUUUAGCAAGAAGGCAAUAGGUAACAGUAACAAAGAAUCCCUCUCGUCUGUUUGUGGUUUGAGAUUACUGCACCGUCGGCAGAAGCGGAUCAUUGGUGGGAAAAAUUCUUUAAGGGGUGGUUGGCCUUGGCAAGUGUCCCUCCGGCUAAAGUCAUCCCAUGGAGAUGGCAGGCUCCUUUGUGGGGCCACGCUCCUGAGUAGCUGCUGGGUCCUUACAGCAGCACACUGCUUCAAGAGGUAUGGUAACAGCACAAGGAACUAUGCUGUUCGGGUUGGGGAUUAUCAUACUUUGGUGCCAGAAGAAUUUGAAGAAGAAAUUGGAGUUCAGCAGAUUGUGAUUCAUCGGGAAUAUCGACCUGACAGCAGUGACUAUGACAUCGCCCUGGUUCGAUUAGAAGGACCAGAAGAACAGUGUGUUAGAUUUAGCAGCCACGUUUUGCCGGCCUGUUUGCCACUCCGUAGAGAGAGGCCACAGAAAACCGCCUCCAAUUGUUACAUAACAGGAUGGGGAGACACAGGACGAGCCUAUUCAAGAACUCUACAACAAGCAGCCAUCCCCCUACUUCCCAAGAGGUUUUGUGAAGAACGUUAUAAGGGUCGGUUUACAGGAAGAAUGCUCUGUGCUGGGAAUCUACAUGAACACAAACGUGUUGACAGCUGCCAGGGAGACAGCGGAGGGCCACUCAUGUGUGUUCGGGCAGGAGAGAGUUGGGUUGUAUAUGGGAUAACUUCCUGGGGGCAUGGCUGUGGAGCCAAGGAUUCACCUGGUGUCUAUACCAAAGUCUCAGCCUUUGUACCUUGGAUAAAAAGUGUCACCAAAUUGUAAUUCUUCAUGGAAACCUGAAGCGAAAAUAUGUUGGAAAAUUUUCAACCUCUACAUUAGCACUCAGCCAGAGAUGCCAACUGAUGGGGAUGAGAGCCAUGUUCCUGCUUUUGUGUUGUGAUUAAAUCAUGUACACCAUUGCUGCUUGAGAAAUUUGUGAUGUGAACAUUCUUUGUUAGAUACCUCAGUGUGGUACUAAUUAUUCUUGAUUAGCAUUGUUUAUUCUCAGCAUUCUCCAGAGAUUACUGUAUUAUCAACUGUGCAAUAAGCCUGUUUUUAUUCUUUUGGAUUAAGAGUCUAUAAUUGAAUCAAUACUCUUUAUUACACUUAAGUGGUAUUGUGUAAUUAAGGUCACAUUUUCUUCAAAAGGCUGAGAAAUUUCCACAGACUCUCUGUAGCCUUUGACAAGUGAGGAACUCAAGGCCCCAAAAGGUUAAGGAAUCCAUUAUAAACCUAGACUGGAAUAAGUUCAGUCACAAUACAUUCCUGAAUAAAGCCUUUGUACCAUGCACUAUAGCAACACAUUCUAGUUACCUAGCGAAAUUUGGAAUACCUGAUAGUAAAGAAUGCCUUCAAGUUCUUGGGUUAUACAACCUAAUUUAUCCACCUUAUUAACAUUCUCUAGCAGUUACUUUCGGCUUGAUAAAAUUUUUCCUUGGCAUCAUGCCAUUUGCUCUACCAUGACUUAAGAGUGCCAUCUAUUGCAACUUUCUUAUAAUGACUAAAACAUGUAGAUUUUCACUAUCCUGUCCCAGCUAAUAAAAGACAUUAUUAAAAAUGCUUUCUCUGCUUACGUAGUGGGGGGAAAAAAAAAGCUCUAAAAUAUCUUAUUUGUUCCAACCGAUUUAAUUCAUACUCCAGCUAUGUGCUAGGCACUGCAUUAAGUGGCUAUGUGCCUAACAAUUUACAAAAGGCUGGUAAAAUUUUACAGUAUCCCUAGCUUUCAAAUUGUCAAACAGACUCAGAGGCCAAGGUAAGCCAGUGGGAUCUGAACUUCAGAAUAGGUGCCCCAGUACUGACAAUGUUAUUUUCCCCCUCUACUGCUGUCUAGUCAUUUAUGCCCUUUGGCUAUUUUCCCAACCCAAUAAGGGACAGCUGCUUACUAUGGACUCUUUCAGGACAUUCCUGAUAGCAAUGCAAAAUCUUUGCCCAAACAUAAAAGGCAUGCCCCUCAGGCCUUAGGUGGUUUAAAUAGUUUUUGUAUAUCCAAGAAAUAGAUGCAUAAAGACAGGUGAAGAGGUCAGUGUGAACUUUAGGAUCAGUUAAGCCUCUUCAAAGGCUAAAUCCACAUGAAGGGGACUUCCCUACUUUCCCUACUCCAUCUACUUGCGUCCUUUUUGUAAAUCCUGCGCUUUGUAAAAAACUGGUGCUAACAUAAAGGUGCUUUAUAGUUUACUACUUUACAAAAUUGCAAUGCUGUAUCACUCAUAACAUUAAAACUUUUCUAAAAGCUCAAGGUUUUUGAUAAAGGAAAAACUUUUCAAGCAUUUACAUCUACAGAGAUGACAGAGCUACACAGUGCACACCUGCACAAGGGCUUGAAAAAAACGUGCAAUACAGAAGAGAAAUUUCUCUCUACUGAAACUUCGCACAGGCCACCUUUCUAAUUAGACUAUAGUGCAGAUGCAAACAUUUAUAUUGAAAUUUUAAUAGACCAGAGUUUGGGACACUUUAAAACAGAUAGCUAACAGGCAGCCUAUACAGUUUGCUCAAACUUGAAUAGAAUACUUGGUUCAUAGUAUGUCUUUAUUAUAGCUCUUUUCUUGUUAAGCGUUAAGUGUGAAUUUUAAAUGACACAAGUGUUCAGUGCACAUUUGUGUGAAUAAAGUACAUAGUUGUUCAUCCUGUA
Molecule: messenger RNA, 4776 nt
Organism: Leptonychotes weddellii (Weddell seal)
Lineage: Eukaryota; Metazoa; Chordata; Mammalia; Carnivora; Phocidae
Gene: PRSS12
Product: serine protease 12
Biological process (GO): proteolysis
Cellular component (GO): membrane
Molecular function (GO): serine-type endopeptidase activity
Source: RefSeq, a predicted model, not a curated record